Molecule: messenger RNA, 2720 nt
Organism: Helobdella robusta
Lineage: Eukaryota; Metazoa; Annelida; Clitellata; Rhynchobdellida; Glossiphoniidae
Exons: 18
Coding region: 1-2157 (718 amino acids)
Biological process (GO): non-motile cilium assembly
Cellular component (GO): neuron projection; BBSome; motile cilium
Molecular function (GO): protein binding
Source: RefSeq, a predicted model, not a curated record
AUGAUUGUACCGAUCUUCUCGUUGAAUGUUGGCCACAAAAUAAAGCUGAAACAAAUUUGCGUUGGUAGGUUUGACAACAAAAAUAUCUCGCUGGCUGGAUCAACGACAAGUGAUAAGGUCUUCAUCCACAACUCCAGUUCAGUCAGAAACGAUAGUGCCCUCAGAAGCAAUGUCAAUCUGCUGAACAUCAACCAGACAAUCAGCUGUCUGACGUCAGGAAUAUUGGGCCGAGAUUGUCGGCAUGACAUUUUGUUCGUCGGCACUCAAACUAAUCUUCUGGCCUACGAUGUCUACAACAACCAAGAUCUUUUUCACAAAGAUGUGGCUGAUGGAUCGAAUGUGAUCGUGAUUGGAAGGAUGGGUCUGAUGGAUGAUGAGAUGGUGGUCGUCGGAGGCAACUGCUCCAUACAAGGGUUUGACUAUCAAGGAAACGAUUGCUUCUGGACGGUGACUGGUGAUAAUGUGACGUCACUUGCUCUCAUGGACUUCGAUGGGGACUCAAAGAUGGAGCUGCUGGUCGGCUCUGAAGAUUACGACAUCAGGAUAUUCAAGAAGGAUGAAAUCUUUGCUGAGAUCUCCGAGAACGAGGUGCUUAACAACAUUUAUGCACUGAACGACUGCACGUUCGCGUACUCAUUGAUCAAUGGGACUGUCGGAUUGUACAAUCGUCAGGAUAGGGAGUGGAGGAUCAAGUCGAAGCACAUUCCAGACGUCAUGACGAGCUUCGAUGUGAAUGGAGAUGGUGUGGAUGAACUGAUCACUGGAUGGAGCAAUGGCAAGGUGGAUGCACGUGACCUGAAGACUGGGGAAACCAUCUUCAAAGAGAACCUUCUGCAUCCAAUAUCUGGCAUUGUUAAGGCUGACUAUAAGCAGGAUGGCAACGAGUUGUUGAUGUGUUGUUGUGCAGAUGGGAGCAUCACUGCCUACUCACAUGACGUCACUGGUGAUCUAUCAAUGAGAACAACAACAACAACAAUCAACCCGUCGCAAGAACUCUUGCAGGAACUCAACAGGAAGAAGACUACUCUGUUGUUGGAGUUGAAGAAUUACGAGAGGAGCAUACAGAAGAAGCGCCAGGAACAUCCAUCGCCCAGCAAGUCCAACAAGUCGACCACCUCGACAAUACCACAAAACACACACACGCACCCUACACACACACAUACACACACACACGCACCCUACACACACACACAUACACACACACACGCACACACACCAGACACGAUCAUCAGAUGUGCAAUAGUAUUUGCUGAAGGUUGUUUCAAUGGAGAGAGUUAUUGCAUCCACCCUGCAGCUCACCAGCUGAGCUCCCACGUGACCGUCCCGUUGUAUCCACCGAAGGAUGGCACUGUGCAGCUGUACGUCAAGGUCUUCGUUGGAUACAGGCACUGUGAACAGCUGCACGUGUUUGAGUUGGAGAGGAGUCUGCCAUGCUUCAGUUCGUACCUGCAGGUCGGCCACGUCCAACUGCCCACACCCAGGUCCUCCGUCCACAUGACCGUCAAUGAGAGGAUCAACAGGAUCUGCCUGUGGUUGAACCAGAACUUUCUGCUGCAAGAAGACCUAACGUGUCAGACGUCGGAACUCCGCGUGCAGUUCAUUUCACUGAAGGACUCCUCCCCCCUCAUCAUCUACGCCAACGACUCUGGCAAGCUGACCAUUGAGACGGACGACAUAGAGGUGGCGGGCAACAUCAUCCAGCACCUCAGCACCUUCCUCCACCUCCAACACCUCCCCUCCACAGCCAACUUCCCACUCGAGAUCGACAGCAUCCAGCAAGCCUUUCUUUUCAUAAAAGAAUACGAGAACACGAAAGAUAAGUUGACCUCGGACAUGCUGGACAGCACGAACAUCAUCCUCACACUCGUCUUGAAGGCAGAAGAUUCCAGAGCUCUUCACGAUACGAGGUCCAUGAAGGAGAACUACAAGGCGCUGAUGAACAUGAACAGGGAGAUGGUCGGCACGUUCCAGAGGAAGAAGAACAACCAGCACGAGAUCAGAAACAUCAUGAAGAACAUCAACGUCCUCAUUCAGAAGUUCUCCAAACUCAGAUGCGGCAGGCACAAGAUGGAGGUGGUGGGUGGGUGCAGGGAGGCCCUGAAGAACAACAACCUCCCCCUCUUCAUCAAGAUAUGCAACGUCGGAAGCCUCUCUUGAUUGCAAGCACCACAUCUACAAUGCAUCAGAACUGCGGUGUGUCUGUCUGUAUGCUAUAGUACUCUGUAUACAACAUCAUCAUAUGCACUCACAUACAUACAUACAUAGAUACAUUCAUACAUACACGUACAUAAAUUUGUUCAUACAGUCAUACAUACAUACAUACAGGCUCGCACGUAUGCAUGCAUGCACUGCACACAUACAUAUACAAAUGUGUCAAAGUAUAGCAUGACGGUUAAAUGAUCGUUUAAAAUAAAGCUUCAUUUGAUGGUUCGACCUUCCGAAAAUAACUAUUGCAAAUUUCAGAACGAUCUGUUUCUAUGGACACUGUUACGCAGAUUGAAUAUUUCAACAUUAAAUUUUUAUUUUCAAUGAUGUUAUCUUGCAUCUUUUACUUCAAACUCUAGCUAAUUAUUCAUGGAAACACCCAAUUAACUUACUAAUUCAUUCAUCCAUUCAUUUAUUCAUUCAUUCAUUUUGAAACCCAACACACACGAACGGCACGUACUUUUGGACAUUAUUAUUUUCGAUAUUAUUACUUCCAAUAAAAAGCAAGGCGAGAA